GCAACUACUGAAAGCGGCAAGGUGCUCAGUGUUGCCAGAUUGGAAAUGGCGUAAUGUAGGCCUACCAUAUGCUCAAAAUAAUCGUAUCUGGAGGAUAAUUAUCGUGCAUCUGGCAACACUGAAAGGGCGGUCGACCAAUGACAGUUCUCUCUACAGUCAGAGCUCACGCAAGAAGGUGGAACGUAAGGGAAUAGAUACCCCUUCCAAAACUUGUAAGGGCGUAAACAGUAGUUUGUGAAAGGCGAAAUCCCAGGCGUUUUUGAAAUCCCUGCCGGACGCAUUUUUUAGGUCUCGAAAAGAGGACAUGUCCAGGUAAAAGAGGACGUCUGGUCACCCUUCAUGAAAGAUAGAAAUCUCUUUUCCACGUGCUCUGGCAUCACUGGCAGGCAUCACUGUAAUCAAACCUACAAGAGAAAAAGCAACCAUUGCGAACGUGAAAAAUACUCAUCUCAUCCUCAGUUCAUUCUGGGAGAGGAGUUUUCAGGUUGAACAAAUGCAAAAUGACUACUUAACCAGUACAGAGUACGCGUCAGUAGCCACUGACUUAAAUUUACAACGACUUUUUUACGAUAUAGAAGCUGACACUCAGUUCGGUUAAAUCGUACUGGAGCUUUGUCAUUUUUAGAACACUAUCUCAACCUAGUGGUGGUUUCAUGGAACUGUUCGUGGGUACUACACUACCCACAAUUCUCAGGAGCAAACAGGAAGUUUCUCCAACGAACCAACGUUUAAAAUCUUUGAAGACGAUUUCUGUCCAGGUCAAUUGACAUUAUGUGAGUGAUAUUUCAGGAAUUAAGUAUGUGCCAUUUCGUCCAUCGGGUGCCCCAUAUGUCUUUAAUUUCGAACACUUUAUUGCAAAUUGUCAGAAGUAGGUUUAUGUAGCAGCCGUCUAUCUACUUGGUACAGCUAAGAUUGCAGCCUCAUGAAUUUCACUUAACAAUAAGUUAUGCAGUAACAUUAAGCGUAAUUAGCUUGUAUCCAUGCCUACAUUUGUAUGUUAGAGAUACGAAGGUUGUGAUACUAUACCUUAUGAGGACACUGUUGGCUGCAUUCAUUUAUCUUUUAUCGAAACAAGUCCGCAAUCAUGGGUUAUGAGAUUGCUCCUCGCUACGGUUACCAUUGGUGACGCCGACGCUCUGAAGAGAUUUAACCUCAUCCAGUUGACCUAUUAUCUGCCCAAGCUAGAAAACCAUGACCGCAAAACAAAAGAAGGCUUUACGAAGCUCAAUUGAUGAUGUACUUGGAGGUCUUUUAGACGAUGAUGAUUUCCCUGCAAAGACCCAAACUCCUUUCCGUGAGCGCACAAGGGAAAAAGGUGUACUGCCGUCGCGCAGUGGCAAGAGGUCCGUGUUGGAAGAUGAUGAUUUCUUCAGUAAACUGGCAGAGGAAGCCGAGAAAGAAGAGGAAGUGUCGGAUGUGUCAGAGGCUGAUCCUCAAGCUCUUCUGGAGAGCAUGAAGGACAUUGAUGACAUGGAUGCUGACCUGUUUGGGUCAAAGAAGAAACCAAGCUCUGCCCCACCACAGACUAAGAGCUACACAUCAGCAGGUCCUAAGCCAGAGCCUUUGAACCCUGGAGACAAGCUGAAGGCCAAUGACACGGAUGUACUCGCCCGCGAAGAGAGGAAGCCCAGCUCAGCACCCGCAGCAACAGCACGGGGUUACAAGAAAUUCAGCUUUAUAGAUGAUGAGGGUGGCGAUGGUGUUCCACCUGGACCACCUGCAGGUGAAAAAGACUUUGACGAUCCCCUGGAUGACCUACUGGAUGAAUUGGAUCCCCCAAAGGCACCCAAACCGAGCUCCCUGUCAGAGAAGGCGUCAGGGAAAAAAAGUGACUCCCCCUCUGCGUCCCCUCAUAUCAGUCAGAAAAAGAAUGAGACGGCAUCACCGGCCCUGGCUCCAAAGAAACGGGACGAGCUGACAUUCGAUGAUGAUGAGGAUGACCUCAUGAAUGCCCUAGGAUUUGGAGAAACAGUUACAUCUAAGAACAAGACCGUCCCGCUUGCUCCAAAGAAAGAGAGUGAGCCCCCCCAGAGACCGCGCACCAGGCUCGACGAGAUCUUGGGCCGAGGGACAUCCCCACACCUGCUGGAGCGCCCCCCAACAGGGGAGAAGAAAGAACCACUGCAACAGCAGCAGCAGCAGCAGCAACAACCGCAGCAACAACAACAGCAGCAGAAGAGCGGCGGUGCCAAAGAUGCUCCUUUUGGAGAGGAGGACCUCACUUUUGGCUCCUACCAUCCCACACUGGCCGGCACCCCAGAAGGAAGACAGUCCCGCAGGCAGUCUGUCAGAUUCUCCACAGAAGAUAUUAGCUCACCUGAGCGCAGGUCAAAGCCCAGCACUCCUGCCACACCCACACGUGCCAGCAGGCCUACGGCUGAUUGGUUGGGGCUCAAACAGGAUGAUGAUGCUGAUGAGGAAGUGGAAGAGCCAAAGAAACCAAUAGGGGACACGGCCGCAACAGACGACUCUAAAGUUCCUCCCUCCCCAUCAUCAAAGCCCAUCACUGAGAUAGCCACAUUUUCACCCAAAAGCACCAGAUUCACACGGGACACUGGCAAGGGGCUCGGAGAGAUGGAGGAGACGGAGAAAGAGCAGGAGGACGAUUGGUUGGCUGGUGCACUAAGUCGAAAGAAGGUCAACGAGGAGAAGAAGGUUGCCCAGCAGGACGCCCUAGGCUUGGGAGAGGACGUGGAUGUGGACUCCUUUCUCAGUAAACGCCAACCUUCACCAACUCCCCGGAGAAAACAAGAAGACACACUGGAGCUAAACAAGGAGGCAGGGAGAGGCCCUUCUGUUGCUUCACAGAGGCCAGGUAGUCCCACUACGUCCCUCUCAAAACCAGGAAGAGGGGACCAACUGAGGCCAAGCAAAGCCGAUCAAGACCAAGGACCCAUCAUAACCAGAGAUAGUUCAGCUUACGCCGUGAGUCUGCCAGAUCCUGCCCCAUGUCCCCUGCAGUCACCUACGGUAGUGCCAAUAGACCAGGUCUCCCAGCCGCGGCAGCAGAGAACAGUGGUUAGGCGCCCGCCUCCCCAGUGCUCCCCCUCACAGGACCAGGCUGGAUGGGCCCCCAGUGCGCAGGCUCUGCCCCCUAGCUGCGCAGCACAGACAUGGCAGGUGCCCGACCCCAUAGCUGCUGGGUGGAACAGCGCCACCUGGUUACCACAACAGAGAACAGUGGAGAAUGCAGCUCCGGUUAGCCAACCUCAGGUGUCCUUGUCCACAGAGAGCCUUCAGCAGCUUUUACUACAACAACAGCUGGCUGGCGGGUGGAGUCUGGGUGGAGCGGUGGAGGUGGGGGCCCUGACCAGGCAGCGCUGGGAGGCCGAGCAGCAGGCAGGGGAGCACCUAGCCACACUGCAGGCUCGCAUCAUCCAGCUGGAGGGCCAGGUGCGAACCCUCCAGCUGGAGCGGAGCCAGAACCAGAUGCUGCUGGAGAGCAUGCAGUUACGCCAUAAGCAGGACACGGAGCUGAUGGAGAACAAUCACAGGGCUCGUGUGAAACUUCUGGAGGAGUCUGGAGCCCAGCGGGAGACGCGCAUGCGGCAGGAGAACGAGGACCUGGCGGAGCGCCUGGCCUCCGUCACGCGGUUUUCGGAGCAGGAGAGAGCCGAGCUGCAGGCCCAGCAACAGCGCCGCCUCGCCCAGAGCCAGCAGGACAGAGACCGCGAGGUGGAGAGGCUCCGUGAGCUGCAGAGGAAGUCCAUUCUGGAGAUGAAGAAGGACCAUGAGGAGCAGGUUACUCGACUGAAGAGGCUGAAGGAGGAGGAGAUUGACGCAGUGACUAGCGCCACCUCACAAACCAGGUCCUUGACGGUGGUGAUCGAACAGAUGGAGCAGUUUUCGCGGCGGCUGGGGGACGUGUCCUCUCGGGUGGAGAGCACCCACGAGCACACCACCCAAGGCCUGGAGCUGGGGGCACGGCAGAGGGACGAGCAGCUCAGAGUGAUGCAGGACCGUCUGAGCCAGCAGCAGAGGGCCAUGGCCGAGGAGAGGACGAGGCUGCAGGAGGUCAUCGCCAAGAUGGACACCCAGCUGGCCGAGCAGCAGAGGCAGCUGGAGAAGGAGCGCUGGAGGGUUUCAGCGGAACAGGCAAAAGCAGAGUCCGCCCUGAGGGGCCUGGAGGAGGAGAGACGGACCAUGGCCCAGCAGACAGGCAUAGAGAGAGAAGAGCUGGAGAGAGCCAAGAGUGCCCUGCUGGAGGAGCAGCAGCAGGUGAUGAAGCGCUGUGCUGAGGAGCGCAGGAAGCUUGCGGCCGAGUGGACGCAGUACCACACGCAGGAGAAGCAGCGGCAGGAGCGGGUGGAGAGGGAGGCCAGCCGAGCCCUGGAGAGAGACGCCCACCGUGAGGGAUCAAUCAUCAGCUUUGCACAGGAGCAGGCCGAGCUCAAGCUGAGGGCAGGGGAGCUGAAGCAACGAGAAGAUGCGGCGACUCGGGAGAGAGAGUCCCUGGAUCGCCUCAGGGAGGACCUGGAGCGGGAGAAGGAGAAGCUGAGUGCCACAGCGCUCCGACUCAAGACCAGAGCUCAGGAGGUGGAGAGCUUCAGCAAGCUGGCCGCAGAGAAGUUUGAGGAGGGGGAGCGGGCACUGCAGGAGGCCCAACAGGUGGAGGCGGAGCACCAGGCACGGCUGCGCAGUAUCCACGCACAGAUGGAGCGCCUGAGGCAGCAGGAGCAACACAUGCACCAGGAGCGAAUGAGGAUGACUGAGCGAAUGAGGAUGAGAGAAGUUGAGAACACGAGGCACAGCCUCCCCAUCAACUUGGCCACAGCACCCAUUUACACAGAUAUGGCACCAGUGGGCAGUAGUCAGCUGAUGUCCCCUCUAGUCCAGGUCCAUUCUCCCAUCAACAACGCAACGUCCCCAGAACUUCUAGCCAAACUGGCCAUGCUCAGACACUCUGCAGAAAAGGACAGAGACUUCCUCCAAGACGAGCAGUUCUUCCUGGACACACUGAAGGCUUCACCAUACAAUUCAUCAUUUCACACAUGACACCGCAAAUCUUGUAUAUUGUUUUUUAUUUUUUAAAGUGCAAUAAAAUUGAAUUUGUACACGUUG
This is a messenger RNA of Clupea harengus (Atlantic herring), 5061 nucleotides long. It is a transcript of the gene fbf1, whose product is annotated as fas-binding factor 1 homolog. Bases 1192 to 4995 code for a protein of 1267 amino acids. The record is from RefSeq and is a predicted model, not a curated record. Gene Ontology annotation, cellular component: ciliary basal body; centriole; ciliary transition fiber. The transcript is spliced from 32 exons. Gene Ontology annotation, biological process: establishment of epithelial cell polarity; cilium assembly. NCBI's taxonomy places the organism in Eukaryota, Metazoa, Chordata, Actinopteri, Clupeiformes, Clupeidae.